Molecule: messenger RNA, 180 nt
Organism: Penicillium riverlandense
Lineage: Eukaryota; Fungi; Ascomycota; Eurotiomycetes; Eurotiales; Aspergillaceae
Exons: 1
Coding region: 1-180 (59 amino acids)
Source: RefSeq, a predicted model, not a curated record
AUGGAUCUUCUGGACUUCCCCGAAACCGUGCGAUACCUGACUCAAGAGGAUGAAGGACGCGCCCUUGGCAAGACGGUUGCGGGAAAUAGUCGAGAGUGGUCGCGUAAGAUUCUUCGCGAGCAAGACGCCAAGCUCUUCUUUUGGCGAUUUGAUGCUGGAGUAUGGAAGACUAAUGGGUGA